AUUCUUUGCUUUUAUGAAAAAUGUCUAAGAUGAGCUAUGUUAACGCAUAUUUAAAUUACCUGCGGGACUGCAAACGCCGGUUUGGAUCCAUAUACCACGGACAGAGGGUGGUACACGUCGCAGCGCAGCGUUGGCGUGCGAUGUCCCCAGACCACAGAGCUCGGUACCGUGCGCCUGACUAUCGACCUGCAAGCUCCAUAGGACGCAUUAAGCAAGGCAACAGCAGCAGCUUGCUCUGCACUGAACAGGAUGCCAUAGCCAGCACAACAGCUCCUGCAGUAGUGUCGACUGAUUCCUCCCUGGACGAGGAGGAAUGUUUCUGGACGCGUAAAAGCGAGCCCAGCUGUGCUAAAAGUAAGCCCAUGAAGGCGAGUUGUGGAAAGCGCAGACGCAAGAAGUCGGCUUGCAAAAAGCGCAAAAGCAGGAGGUCCAAGAAAAGCUGCUCAAAGCCACCCCGCAAGUCUCGCAAAUCCCGCAAAUCCAACAAGUCAAAGUGCAAGAAGACUGAUGAUGAUCCUCAAGAAAUUUGACUAAAAAGAACCAAAGAAAAUUACACGUAUCGAAGUCGAGUUUUAUAGACUGGAAUAUUCGUA
Molecule: messenger RNA, 593 nt
Organism: Drosophila persimilis
Lineage: Eukaryota; Metazoa; Arthropoda; Insecta; Diptera; Drosophilidae
Product: histone-like protein 18C
Exons: 2
Coding region: 21-530 (169 amino acids)
Source: RefSeq, a predicted model, not a curated record